Molecule: messenger RNA, 8113 nt
Organism: Toxotes jaculatrix (banded archerfish)
Lineage: Eukaryota; Metazoa; Chordata; Actinopteri; Toxotidae
Gene: lcorl
Product: ligand dependent nuclear receptor corepressor-like
Exons: 8
Coding region: 30-6323 (2097 amino acids)
Biological process (GO): regulation of transcription by RNA polymerase II
Cellular component (GO): nucleus
Molecular function (GO): DNA binding
Source: RefSeq, a predicted model, not a curated record
GAGGGAGAGAGAGGGGGGAAGGACGCAGAAUGGCGACCGCGCAGUGCCCCAGAUGCAGGAUAGAAAGAAAAGGGUUUCGACGGGAACUUGACUCUUGGCGACACAAAUUGAUACACUGCGUUGGGUUUGAAAGCAUCCUGGAAACUAUCUUUGGCCAGACGCCGCCGAGAGACCUCAAUGUGUCUGAUGACUGUGAACCCGAAGUGGUGGAUGAUUGGUCCCCAGAAGCAAGCUGCUCUCAUUGUUCAUUCUGCAACCUUCCCCUGGACAAACUCAGUGAUCAAGCACCGGCAGCCACAUCUCCCCUCUCCUCCCCCUCUGAUUACUCUCCCUGUCAGGCUCCAAGCAUCUCUGAGAGCAGCCAGUCAGCUCACAGGUUUCUCCAAGCUGUGUUUCACAAGAAAGAUGUUCCCCUGGGCUGUGACUCCAGCAUCCCUCUAGUUGCCCAGGAGCUGAUGAAGAAGAUGAUAUAUCAGUUUGCCACGGAUUAUGCAUCCAAGUGUCGCCCCCACACCAGUACAAAUGGUGUAACAACAAGGACCUCAUCACCUUUGUCAGAAACAUCAGACGCCCCUCUGGACCUCACAGUGAGCCGAACCCAGGAGGGGAAAGAGAGUGAGCCUAAACUAGUAACAGAUGGCGUGCUCGACCUCUCCAACAGGAACUCUGCCUGCUCAGCAACUUCAUCAUCAUCAUCAUCAUCAUCAUCUAAUCAUAAAGACUCUGGCUCCCUGCCUUCAUUUAUACAAGACAUGGGACAGCGAGGGAAUAAGUGUCAUCAGAGCUCUGCGUGGGAUGCUGUUCUCAGCUCACUCUGCCCAGCACACCGUUCCUUACUCUACCAGAUCGUGAAGCUGGCACAGCAGGAAAAAUUGUUUAAUCACAGACCGGCCGAUCAGACUGAAUCUUACUGCUAUCCCUGUGAUGUAAACCCAGAGGAUAAUGUCACCCCUCAUGCAGUCGUACUUAGUGAAUGUAAAGCCCAUAACAGCAGCCCAUACUACCCUUUAAUGGACUGUGAUCAUCAAGGUCAUGGCAGCACAAUGUACCAUCCAGGAGAAUCCAAGUCCAGCUGUAGCUCCCAUCUCUUCCCUUUAAAAGACUGUAGAAGUGAAGGUUCUCUGGAUUCUAGCUGCUGCUGUGUGCAGCGGUGUAGGAUGGAAACCUACUCUGUUCUGUGUCCCAAGAGGCUGCACUGCAUUUCCUGCCAAAGGCCGGUUGUAGGUCAUAUCAACAACAGUGUGUGUUCAUUUACAUCCUCUGCUCCAUUAUCCAAAUCCCAUUCACGGUGCACUCCCACCUCUAGUUUAUGUCCUUCCUCAUCGAUCUGCUGUAAUCAGCACAUCAGCCACUCUUGUCCCUGUUAUUCAAACCAUGCCUGUGUGAUGCAGGUCAGGAACACAAUAGAGAGAGGGGUUGGAGAUGGAGAUCCUCCUUGUCCUGUCCUGAAAAGAGAACAGAGCCCCUCUCCUCCUCCCCUUUCCCCUAUCCCCUCCGACAUUAGUAAGAAAACCAAUGAAAAGCCACCCUCCCUUCAUCACCAUAGACAAGAACAGGAAACUGACGCAACUGUUAAAAACGGUCUUGUGAAUGAAAGCCAACACGAAGGAGGCACUGGUGCCGCUACAGAAGAGGAGCUACAGUGUAGGAUCCCCAGAAGUUGUCAGGCUGGGCAGAACCCAAGCGGGACUUUACUGCAAGAUGUUGUGAAUCGCUUCAGUAAGAAACUGGAUACAAUCGAACCUCAAGAGAAGGACCGACCUCCAGUUUCCACAGCCGUUAAUGUUUCUGAACAGGAGCAACUGCAGUCUCCCUCGACCAGCCAGAACCCGCAGGUUCAUGCUGAUGCCCAUCUGACUGAAAUCAUCACCAAAGUGCUUCACGAAGACAGUGGUAGUGACUACAAUCUCAGUGAGCUGUUCAAUCGCCAUGAUAGCAAAGAGCCCAAGUCACCUAAUACCCGCUUCCGACGUCGCCAGGAAGUCCUUGCUGCUAUAGCGACACCUGCUGAUGACUCUUCAACCAGGAGGCAUACCUUACAAAUUAAGCGUGAGUUUGCCAUGCUUGAUCAGUCCUGCAAUAGGAGAAAGUUACCACCAACAAAGAGGGCAAGAUUGAGUGAUGGAAAGGUUACUAUAACUACAUCAUGCACUUCAUCAGACUCAAAAGAAUUUAAACGUGAGUCCAUAAGAGAAAUAGAGGUAGGUGUAGAACUUGUAGAGAAUCAUAGAGUUGGGGAGGAACCAGUGAACAUGCUCUCUGAAGAAAGUGACAGGGAUGAAGUAAAAGAUAACAUACAGACAGUUAUAGUAACAGAAGACUUUCAGAUCGUUAAAGCAGAGGAGAAAGAAAGGGAAAUAUCCAGUGAGGAAAAAGAUCUUACUCCCUCAGUCACUCAAAUAUCCACACCUGAGCUGCAGAGCAUGUAUGGCAGACAAGACUCAGGGGGUCACAGUGCACUAACACAGGAAAUGACAGCAACUGCAACCUUAACAAAACAGUGUGGCAGGCCCUGUAAAGAAGAUGGGAAGGUUAGCAGUGCUGGAAGUGAUAACCAUGAAGAAGUCCUAUCAGGUAUCACUAUCAGCUCUGAUAGUGACAACAGACCAGGUAAAGGUAAAGAUUGCCAUAGUCCUGUUAGAGAGAGGCAGAAAUGUCAAUUGGAUCACUCCAAGGAAGCAAAGAGAUCCAGGAGAAACAUAGUUCCUCCACAGUGGUUUGCGUCCUUUGUCACUGAGCCAAGGAAGAUGUUUGUUGCAUGUUCUCCUGGCAAAAUCUUUAGCCAGAGAACAAGAAAGGACAAGGUUUUGUCACCUAGCACUUUUGAUGCCUCAUCUAAAGAUCCACGUGCUAAUGACACCCAGCUUGAAUCAACAGAUGAAGCCCCCCUGUCCUCACCUGAGCACACAGAGAAGCUUGCCUUUGAAUCAGGUCCAAUAGAACAAAGUGGACCAUCUUACACAGAGUCAAAAACUGUGGCUGCCAAAGAGAAGAGUACGACAAAACACAGCUCAAGCAUUAGGCCAGAUGGCAGCGACUCUGCUGUCAAGCCUUUUGGAAGACUACGAUCAUCUCUAAAAAGACCACAGAUCUCAAAGUCAUCUUCAGGAAUACCCGAAAAGUCCUCAAAUAGGAAUGUCACCAUUGAGUCUGCUCCCUGUGUUGAGAACCCUCCUAACUCCCAAGUCCAGUACACCAGUUCAAUUAAACUCAUGUUUGUAUCACCAGUAAAGGAUAAGGAAGGAGUUAGAUAUAGUCUCAAAUCAGCAGGCUCGGGUUCGAGUGCACAAGGAGAGGAACCCUUUGACCCAUGUAUAGCAUCUUCAUGGUCAGGGACACCUGAGAAACAUAAAACCCAGAGCAGUGAGUCUCCUACUUCAAAAGUAAAAUCUAUCUCCUCACCACUAAAGUCCGCUAUCUCACCCAUAAGAUCUGCUUGUUCACCAGCCAAGUCCACUUCUUCACCAGCCAAGUCUGCCUCCUCAACACCGAAGUCAGUUUCUUCACCGAGCAAGUCUACAUCUUCACCACAAAAGUCAACUUCAUUGCCAGGCAAGUCUGUGUCUUCAUCACACAAAUCGGCUUCUUCGCCAAGCAAAUCUGCAUCUUCAUCACACAAGUCAGCUUCUUCGCUGAGCAAGUCUGUGUCUUCACCACACAAGACUACUUUGCCGAGCAAGUCUGCGUCUUCACCACACAAGUUGGCUUCAUCGCCAGGCAAGUCAGCGUCACCUCACAAGUCUGCAUCUUCGCCUCACAAGUCGGUUUCUUCACCAAGGAAGUCUGCGUCUUCAUCACACAAGUCAGCUUCUUCACCAAGGAAGUCUGCCUCUUCGCCAUACAAGUCGGCUUCUUCACCAAGCAAGUCUGUGUCUUCAUCAUCCAAAUCUGCCUCUUCACCCAGGUCAGCUUCCUCAUCACCUAAAAUAGGUUCCAGAAGAUCAGGUGAAGGUACUCCAACUAAGCGUGUAGCUGGAACUGAGGGCCAGAGAUCACCAUGUGACUUAUCUUUUCAUGAAUCCACUCCUCCAAAAAGGCGUCCGGGUCGGCCAAAGAAGCUGGGACCACAGCUGGAGCAAAAAGUGAAGAGGCCAAUUGGUCGACCACGCAAGCAGCAGGCUGUGGAUUCAGUAACUGGGGCAAAAGCAGUAAGUGGAAAAUCUGUUUUAGCAUCUGACACUGAGGAGAAUGUAAACAAGAACCUCAAAAUAACAGUUGUGUAUGGCCGUUCAAGGAGAAACAAACGAAUGGUGUCUGAGGGCUUUGACCAGCUACAAACAGAAUUCAAUGAUGCUUGGCAAGCAGUGGGCUUUAAAAGUGGCUUGGGCAUUUUAAUGCACAACUCUACAACCAGCUCAGGUAGUACUGAAAGCGGCUCAACAGAAUUGUCUGAGUUCACUUUUGUCAGCCCUGUGAAAGAGUCUGCCCCUCAGUCCAGCAGUAACAUCAAAUGUCAGAAGCGGGAUGAUUCUGCACCCUCAAGGAAGCCAGGUAGACCUGCAAAAGUUAAAAUCUCUGGAAUCUCAGUCACAGUAACAACAGUGUCACCUCGGCAACGCAAAAUUCAGAUAAAUAAGGAUGCUCGGCAGUCUCCUGAAACACUAAUUCAUAAGCAAGUACUUCUGCCAGAAUUCAAAUCUGCCAAGGAGCCCUGGACAAUCAGUCAUCAGCCUGCAAACAAAAGCAGUCAAACAGAGAAAGGAAUAGAAACAAAGGAUGAAAAUGAAGACAAAUUGCCAAAUCAGGCUGUAGCAGUACGUCACUCAAUGAGAGUGAGAAAGCCGUCGAUCCACUUUCUGCACGCUGUUGCCACAUCCACCUCUAGAUCAUACAGCCAUAGCAACGCUCUGCUACGGCGCUCUAAACAACUUUUGCUAAACAAAGCCAACAAUGAAAGGAGAAAGGAGGAGCAACAGAGUAGUGUAGAAACUUCAGGGGGAAAAAGACAGCUCUUUGGACAAGACAAGAGGAACAACUCUCAGGACCUGAGCAGAGUAGCAAGGGUGUCUGUAGACUCAAUCUUUACCCCAAAAGAGACGCUAAGAUGGUGGGCAGCAUCAACUGAGGAGAAGACAAUGAACCAGGAGCUUGCUAGGCGAAUACGACUCAUCUCUGACACCUGGGUCUCAGACACUGUGGAGAACCAAGAAAAAGAAAUUGCCUUUAAUUCUAAAUUAGGCACUAAAGGCAAUAAUUCAUUUACCAGGAAGUCAAAACAUUCCUCUGUGGUUCGAACACUGUUUGAUUGUCCUCCUAACAAACCAAGGUCCUGUAGCAUGCAGCAGCUCUGCUCCUGGUUCAUGCAGACCACAGAGACACAGUCUCUGGCUAUCGUCAAGAAGGCAAGCUCUCGUAACCCGUACGAACUUAUGCACUUCCCUUGUUCUGCCAAUAAAAAAAGUGUUUGCCACAGUCCUCAGGCAGAGCGACUCCGCAAACACAUCAAGAAGUUUGCCAAAACUGUGCCAAAAAGUCCUUUGCAACAUCAGCAGGCUCAGAGAAGGCUGAGGAAGAGGAAUAACGCACCUCUACAAACAAAUUUUAGGCGACAACUUUUCACUCCCAGUUUUGCAACAGGCAGGCUCAGUCAAAGAGUCCAGUGUUGGGGAAGCAGAGCAUUUAGAAAAUACCAGGGCACUCUAUUUAGAGCAAGGACAAGGUUCUUAACCCGUACAGAGAGGGAGAGGUGGCGAAAGAGGAAGAGGAAUAAGAAAAACAUUAAGGUAGCUACAAGUUUUUCAAAUGGACAUGCAGUAACUGGACUACAACCAAAAUGCAAAGCAUUACGCAAAUCAGAAAAAGAUCAGUUAUCUGGCUGUUUGGAGAACAGUUCUGCCACCAGUUCUGUUGACCAAACUCAGGAGCCUGUGGAUGAACCCAAAGAGCAGAACCUCUGCUCAAAAGCCUGGAGUCCCGAGACACUGAAGGAAUGUCGGGUGUUUCUGAGGAAGAUCAACUCUCCAGACAAUGAAUCAACUGAGGAAGAGUGGGACUCCUGUACUGUGACACUGGAUGAUGGGUCACCCUCUGCAUACGUAUUUGCAGGAAGGGCGAGGGAACUGGUAGGAGUUGUUAAAGCUGUGAAAAAUGAAAGGAAAAGGAGCAUGAAUCAGAGGACUGCCUCCAGGGAGCCGGCGGGUUCUGCACCUAAAUCAGUCCAGGAGCAGAAUGAGAUGCCAGUGGGGAGGCAGAAAGGCAAAUACAAAAGUCCUGGGGUUGUGUCUACUGAACUACCACAGCCACCACCAGCGAAAAUGUUGAGACAAUCGCGAAUGAGGGGCCUAACCGGGCCGAGAUGGUGUGACUUUGUGUUUGAAAACUAAAUGAAGCAUGAGGCCUCCUCCUUCCUGGGAAAGGGACUGUGGUUUAACGUGGUGCCUUUGGACAUUGAGCUGACCACGUGGACUGACCAUCCCACUAUGGUUCAGUCUUACACUCAGCAAUUAUGUAGCAGUCUAACUUAACAAAAGCUUGAUGUUGCACUAUUUUUAUCCAUGGAUAUGUAUGUACAGAAUGUUUGAUUUCUUUUUUUUUUCUUCAGCUUGCCUUUGUCUUUCUGAACGUGUUUAGAAGAUCAAAUCAUUGCAGAGUUUUAAUGGGUUAAGUGCUGAUUUGGAAGGAAAGACAAAGCUUGACCGCAUAAAGACAAUGCCACCCCCUCCCCUCCCCAAAAAAACUCAUACCUGAUUAUUAAGGCCAUCACCUCCAGAUAAUCUGAAACCAGUAAAAUUUGUAAAAUUCUUUUUAAUUGUUAUUGUACAGCACUAAAAUGUUCCCCAAAAUUAUAAUUUUUCUCAAGCCCAGCCUUGUUUGCUACAGUCACUAUUGUUAUAUUGCAAGCCAGUAGCCAAAAACAUGCCUUGAAUGAAGGAUUUUUAUUUUUUUUUACCCCUUCACGAUAUGUGUAUGGGCCCUAAAUAUACAAUCCUGUCUUGAAUUAAUUGGCCAUCAGUCUGUACUAAAACCAAAUAUUUUUUCUCAUUCUUUUAAAGUAUUCUUCAAACAAUAUUUUUGUUAGUCUCAGCACCAAACCACAAUUAGCACAAACUUACCAUGUUCUAAAUGACAUAUUCUACCCAAACGAGCCACAAAAUCCAGAGGUAUGUACGAAGUAAUGAAGGAAGUGGCGUUAUGCAGUCGUAGAAAAUAGAUUGAUUCAUUUGUCAGUUUGUUGGAUCUGACUUGUUUUAAUUCAUCUGUCUUUGAUUGUCUUGUUUUCACCCAAAGCAUAUGCUGUAUGUCAGUGUCAGAUCCACUCCUUGCACUAUUCCAUCUGAGAUCAUUAAUCCCACUACACAGUUUCCUCCCCCAUAUUUUGCACAUCCCAUGUCCCACUACCAUCCCCUACUGUAAAACUAGAGAAUCUAUUUGGUGCAAUACAAACCCAGAUGAUUUAUCAGUAUGUAGUAAUUAUUUUAUUGCUGACAGACGAAUGGAUGUACACAAGUACCAAUGGCCUGGGAUGUUACUUCAGUUGUUUCCAUAGCCAUGUAAUGUGAUCUUAAAGGAUAUUGCUAUACAAACUUAGUUUUUUUCCCCCCCACCUGCCCAUUUCUCCUCAGUGAAGCAGAUAAAUAACAGAUCAUUAAUUGUUAUAAUAGCAUUAAAUUGUUUUAUCAUAAACAUACAAGCAUUAUUUACUGUUUAAAUGCAGGUGGGAGAUGUGUUGCUGUUAAGGUUUCCCUAGGGUUCCUGUUGUGUUCUUGUUUUUUUCUUCCUCAAGUUGCAGCAAGAGACGCCUACCUCCACUGGGGCUCAGCUAGGCCUACUGCUCUUUCGCUUUUCAGUCGCGUGAUAGACAGGGCCAGAGUUGAUUGGUAAACACUAAUCUUGGAUCAAUAUGUUAGACCCAAGAUGUCUGGCUGUAGGUCAAAAUUCAAACCUGUAGUGUGUAUUGUGUGCCUGACUACCCUUGUAUGUAUGUCACUAUGGUUGCCAUUUCAGCAGGAGGGAGGUGGGGUCGCCCAGUAUUGUGAGAAAUAACCCUUGGCCCUCUGUUGAAGAACCUGGUGCUAAACAUCUGUUGUAUAUUUUCUUUAUGUGUUUUUAUACGGUCCAUUACAGAUGCAACAAACAGGCGUCUGUAAUUGGAACAAUAAAGAGUCUUUUGAAA